CUUUCUUAUUCGCCACUAACUUUACGAAUCGUUUCACGGUUGGUCACCGGUCGUUACACUCCGUUAAGUCUGUCCUACGUGGCAGUCAACUAUAAAGUUUGACCGUUAACUAGAUGACGUGGAAAUUAAAAAAAUAAAAAAAUAAAAUAAAAAUUUCUUUCCAUCUCAUCAUUGCACUUAUUUUGUCUAUAUAAUUUAUCAUAUUAAUAAUUUAAUAAAAUUUAAUAAAUUACAAACAUGUUCAUUUGCGGCAACUUUUUGUCCUCUUUCUGCUCUUCUUCCAUAAAGAAGCCGGUCACCCCUCCUCUGCCUCCUUCCGCUUCUAUUUCUUUUUCAACUUCGUCUUCUUCCUCUGCCUCCAAGAAACCCUCCAUCCCCGCCCUCCUCCUCCUGCUCUUCUCCUGGGCGAGCUUUGGGCUAGCGGUGGUGCUAUUAGGGGGAGCGACGAGCAUGAGCGCAACGCAACCGUUUCCUAGGCUUGGAGGAACUGCUGGAAGAGCUGGCGGCGACGAAGCCGAAUCGGGUCCAUCCGUUCUCGACGGCGUCGGUGAUUAAGGAAGGGUGAUCGGCCCAAUUGAACAGCGGCCGGGCGGAAGGCCCGCGCUUGAAGGCGUAGUAGUUCCCCCUCCUCUUGAUGGCGGCGGCAGGGACACUGUUGUCGACGUCUGAGGAGGAGGAGAGGGAGUGGAUGGUGAGGGUGAGGAUGAUGAGUAUUUGGAUUUUCC
This is a messenger RNA of Linum tenue, 725 nucleotides long. The record is from the annotation of a GenBank genome assembly. Lineage: Eukaryota; Viridiplantae; Streptophyta; Magnoliopsida; Malpighiales; Linaceae.